CGAAAAGAGAGAGAAGGGAGAGAGAAGGUGUUCUUUUUGAGAGUGUGAGGAAGGGAAAGAGGAGUGUUCGGCUGAAAGUGAGCAAAGUGUGGACCCCUCUAGAGAGAGCUACUGACACCCUAUCCUCCGGAAUGGCAGACAUCACGUCCGAGCAAUGGAAGGCCAUGCUGGACGUAGUGGCCGAUAACGAGAGGCCUUUCUUUCAAAAACUGUAUGAGGACGCUAUACACAGAGAAAGGGAGGCAGAGGCAGCAGCCAGAGCCACAAGCAUUGCUGAACAGGUGGCCCUCCUUGCGGUUCCGGAAUCAAAUGAUGACCGAUUCCAAGAGAAGCUAGCUGCUGCCAUAGCAGUCUUGGUUCAACUGCGGACCUUAGAAGAACUUGAGUUCCGUGUGACAGCCCUGGAGCAGUGGAACCAAGAGCUGCAGGCUGAGAUAGUCAGCCUCAAACAAUCCCAACUGUCUACCCCCCGUCCUCCUAACCCUCGACCUGCUGCAGUCCCAGUCUCUCACCCUAACACAGUCCUCGUGAUGAGAGCAAGUGGAACUGUGACGAGCGCAGGAACCGGUGCCAGCUCCUCAAGCGGCAGCGCCGGCAGUUCUGCACUGGUCAUAGUCCCAAAUGCAGGAACAUCAGCCCAAAACGCCACAGUUCUUACUGGCGUACAGUACAGUGGUCCCGUAGUGGACAAGCGGGCAGCCACUCUUCCGUCCAAAUACGACGGGAAAGGGGAUAUCACCUCUUGGAUUAGCUCCAUGCGCUCAUGCUUCGAGGUACUGCGAACACCGCAAGAAGACCGAAGCAUGAUCAUGGGCACUAAUACUGAGCCCGUCGUACGGACUUUCAUAGAACUCCAAGCUGUUACAUCAGGUUAUGAGAGGAUUGACGUGACCGAGUGGCUGAAAGUGACUCUUGUACAUACUCUUGAGGACCUCCUCAUCACACAAUAUCAAGAUAAGCACGCUGCGCUCAAGGCAAGACUGAAGCUUGAGGGCCUCAAGGGCCAAACGUGGAGGACUUUCAUGCAGGCUUUGGAGCAGCACUUGACUGGUCUGUUCACCACUCCAAACCUGGGAUUGACUGAUGUGUCUUGCAUGGAUGUAGUCAUGGGAGUGGCCCCUAAAGAAUAUGUCUCCCAGCUAGGACUCAAAGACCAUACCACUUGGCGAGAGCUACUGACGGAUCUAGUCAACCUAGAAGCCAAGGAACUCACCAGGCAUGUAAAGGCACCCGCUGCAGGUAGAACCUCGCAACGCAAGCGGUACGGAAGCGGCAACCAGCUUGCCCUGCAUGAACAUCGGGAGGCUGAGGAUCAGUCCUAUGCGGAUGAUCUGUCUCUGGAUGACGAUCUAGAGCCGGACUCCGCCGUGGGCUAUUCUGCAUCAGCCCUUGAGUCUAACUCUACUUCUGCUCCAAGUACUUCAAAUCCAGUUGUAAUUGCUGUAAAUUCUCGAUCUGAUUUACUCUCUCCUGAUGUUGAUGAUCCUCCACCGGAAGUCCCAACCAACAUUCGCCGUCUAUUAGAUCGAUUCCCUGAAGUUCUGGUUGAACCUCGUGGAGUUCCCGAGUGUCCGGUCAAACACAAGAUCGAGAUAAUAGAAGGGAGUGUUCCUCCAAAGGGACGUGUCUACCGUAUGGGACAAGGCGAGUUGGAGGAGUUGAGGAGACAAAUUGAUGAUAUGAUCGAUCGUGGAUGGAUUAGGCCUAGUGAGUCUGAGUUCGGUGCACCUGUCUUGUUUGUGCCGAAGAAAGGAGGCAAACUCCGAAUGUGUAUUGACUAUCGUGGCCUAAAUCGGAUCACCAGAAAGAAUGUUUAUCCUUUGCCUCGCAUAGAUGAUCUGCUCGAUGCGGCAGGUGGAUGCAAAGUCUUCUCCAAGAUCGGCCUCAAAUCUGGCUACCACCAGAUUGAAGUUGAUCCCAGCGACCAGCACAAAACUGAAUUCAAGACACGCGAUGGGUUGUACGAAUUCAUCGUUAUGCCCUUCGGUCUUACGAAUGCACCAGCCACAUUUCAGUGCCUCAUGGACAAGGUUCUCCGCCAUCAGCUUAACAGGUUUGUUGUCAUUUACCUCGAUGACAUCUUGAUUUUCAGCAAGUCCAUGGAAGAGCACGUCAAGCACCUUGAGGAGGUUUUGCAGGUCCUCAAGGAGGCACAGCUGCACCUCAACUUAGAGAAAUCCGAGUUUGGAAGGGACAGCGUCAUCUAUCUUGGGCACCGGUUGUCUGCAAACGACCUUGAGCCGGAGGCAACCAAGGUUGAGGUCAUCCGAAAGUGGCCUCAGCCAGCGAACGCACGCGAACUGCGUUCUUUUCUUGGUUUGGCCUCGUAUUAUCGGAAGUUUGUGCCCAAAUUUUAUGUCAUUGGUCGCCCACUCUCUAGACUAACAAGUAAGAAUGUUGCCUAUGCGUGGUGUGAGAAAUGUGAGACUGCGUUCCAAGCCUUGAAAGAGGCAUUGGUAAGUCAUCCUGUGCUCCGCAUUGCGGAUCCCAACCUCACGUUCGUAGUCACUACGGACGCAAGCCAGUAUGGGAUUGGUGCAGUGCUGCAACAAGAUGAUGGCGAUGGCCUGUGUCCGCUCGAAUAUUACAGCAAACGCAUGCCUAGCCACAAGGUAACUACCUCCACGUAUAUGCAUGAGCUCUACGCCUUGCGCGAGGCGCUCGCACAUUGCAAGCACCACCUCUUGGGUCGUCACUUCAAGGUCUACUCAGAUCAUCAGACCUUGCAGUGGAUUAAAACACAAACUGAUCUUUCUCCGACGCUGACCCGCUGGCUGCAUGACAUUGAUGUUUACAACUUUGAACUGAAGCAUAAGAAAGGCUGUUAUAAUUGUGUUGCUGAUGCUUUGUCGCGUCAUCCUGAGUUUUUGACUUGCCUUGUGGACUCUUAUGACCUCCGAAGGAAACUGAAGGAGGAUCUGGUCGAACACACUGCCAAGGAUCCGGACCUCAGUCCCAUCCUUGAGCAGCUCAAGGCUGACCCUAGUAGUCAGCCUGAUUUUCACGAGUGUGAGGGUCUUGUAUUCCGCCGGUAUGGGAAGUUUGAUCGUUUGUGUGUACCCAACCAUGCGCAUCUUCGGACUUAUUUCUUGGAUUUCGCACAUGGUCGGAGUGGACACUUCGGCUUUGAGAAGACUUAUGGAAGUCUUUUGCAGCAGUUUGAUUGGCCAGGAAUGAAGGGAUCUGCUCAAAAAUUUAUUGUUGAAUGUCAAGUCUGUCAAAGAACCAAGGUCCAUAGGCAUAAGCCUUAUGGCCUGUUGAAACCCCUCCCAAUUCCUGAUGGGCCCGGUGAGAAGAAGGACGAAGAACUCAACACUUGGUUGAGAACAGUCCCGGUUUGGGUGAAGGCGAAGAGGACCUUGCAGGAGGAGGAGGUGAUAACUGUUGCAUCUUACCUUGAGGGUAAGGAAGCGAAAUGGCUGGAUGAUGUAGUUACAAAGGCCGAAUAUGGGAGACGCAUGGCGGACUGGGCUCAGUCUCUUACGUUAGACCAGUUCUUGGAGAUGGUAGAAGCUCGCUGGCACAAUUCUCAGCAGGCGCAAUUGGCCACUGAUGCGAUAAACAGACUAGACCAACGAAAGUUUAAGUCAGUCAGAGAACUUACGACUACCAUUGACAGCCUAAUCGUCGUUCCUGGUAUCAACUACAAUAACCAGUUCUUAUUGACAACGCUUGUGAGAUGUCUCCCAGAGAAUUUCAAAAACUUGCUGGCCAGCGAGGCACGCCUCGAGUAUCACUCUUUUGAGACAUUGUCUAGAAAAGCCUUAGAUUUGGAGGCCACUCUAGGGAAUGCUCAACCUACUCAGAAUGACACGAGGAAGAAGAAGAGUCCGCAGGAAUGGAAAAAGAAGGGGGCUAAGUUGAUGAUGGUUGAGUCCGAUGGAACUCAAACAGAGAUCGAUGAGCUCACAGACCUGCUGGACGUUUCAGAGUACGACGGCGAGGAGACUGCUAAGGGUAGCACCCUCGCCGCAUUAGUUAAGGCUAAGCAUGCUAUGAAUCGGAUCUUCCAUGACCAUUUAGAUAAGUUUGUUGUGGUUUACCUUGACGAUAUUCUGAUCUUUAGUAAGUCUGUCGAGGAGCAUGCACAACACGUUAAGACUGUACUUUCACUCCUGCGACAGUACAAGUAUAAGGUCAACUUCGAGAAGUGUGAGUUUGGUCGCACUAAGAUAUUAUACUUGGGUCAUGAAGUAUCCGCGGAAGGGAUUAGGCCGGAAGAUGCGAAAAUGGCUAGUAUUCGAGACUGGCCACGACCUCAGACUGUCACCGAGGUCAGAUCUUUCUUAGGAAUGUGCGGCUACUAUAGGAACUUCGUAAAGAACUAUUCUACAGUCGCCUCUCCUUUGACAGAUCUAACUCGACUUGACACGCCGUGGGACUGGAGUGAUGAGUGCGAGGGUGCUUUCAAGCGAUUGAAGCAUGCACUCAUGAAUCAUGAAGUUCUCAUGGUUCCCGAUCCUCAGAAGUCGUUCAUAGUGAUCACUGACGCAAGCCAAUACGGCAUUGGCGCAGUGCUGGCUCAGCAGGAUGGGAAGAAGUUGAGACCGAUUGAGUACAUGAGCAAGAAAAUGCCAUCGAAGAAAUUGGCAAAGUCCACCUACGAAAGGGAACUCUAUGCUCUCUACAAGGCACUUGUCCAUUGGAGACACUUUCUGUUGGGACGGUUCUUCUACUUGAGAACUGACCAUCAGACGCUGAAAUGGAUCAAGACUCAACCGGCUCUUUCUGAUGCACUCAAGCGCUGGAUUGAGGUCAUAGAUCAAUAUGACUUCAAGCUUGAGUAUCUGAAGGGAGAGUACAACAAGGUUGCAGAUGCGCUAUCUCGUAGAGCAGACUACCUAGGGGCGCUAGUUUCUGAGUUUGGUGUAUCCCAGGAAGUAACUCAAUCGUUGGUGGGAGCCUAUCAGGAAGACCCUAUCAUGAUGGACAUCAUGCACAAACUUCAGGCAAAAGACAAGGCCACAGAAAGUGAGUUUGUGAUGGUGGAUGGGUUACUCUUUCUUGAUAAGGUCGGGUGUAAAAGCUCAGCAAGCAAUAAUUGGGAUUUCCUCCUACCUGAAAACCGAUCCUCCGCAACUCCAGGCACACUUGAGUAUGGUGUGCAGUAUGAGAAGUUGCUGCAGCAAGCUGUCGAGCACAUCAAGAAAGCUCAGCAAGCAAUGAUUGCUUCUGAGAACAAGCAUCGACGACAGUCCUCAUCUCAGGUAGGGGAACGUGUCUGGGUCAAGGCUAGCGAGCUAGGACAGGAAUUCGGUAUCUCUAGAAAACUAAUGCCUCAAUAUUUUGGUCAUUGGGAAGUCGUGGAUGUAGUGGGGGAUGAAAUGGAUGGUCCUACAUAUGUUAUCUGUAUCCCUGGGCACUUACGCACUCACCCUGUCUUUCAUGCCUCAAAGCUUGCACCUUUCGUUGAGACCGAUCAAUUCCCUUCAAGGAGAUCGAUGCUGCCCCCAACCAUGGAUGGUCAAGUGGACAUCGACGACAUUGUGGAUCACAAAGAUCUGCCUGUUCAGAAGCCAUUGGGUAGAGGAAGACCUCCAAAACCCAAGCGGGAGUAUCGCGUCAGAUUCAGGCAUCAUAUAGAUCCAAAGGAAGAUCGAUGGUUCACCAGAGAUGAACUAAUUGACACAGCUCCUCAAGUGGUGGCAGAGUACGAGAGAAUGUUAAAAGGGAAGGCACCUGCGAAGGAGACAACGAGGAUGAGUGGAGGGAGUGGAGGACCGCAGAAGGGAUCGUCAAGACCGAUGGAUGAGAGGAAAUGUUAUAAGUGCGGGAAGGAAGGACAUUUCAUCUGGGACUGUGCAGAGUACUGGAGGGCAAAAGCUCGAGGGGAACCUUUUGUUCCUGCCUCGUACGGAGCAUCUGGUACGAGGACUGGCAGAACGACUAUGACAUCGACUACGGAUGAGUAUGUACGGCGGAGCAGAUCGGCGGACAGUGGGGUGACACGCGCCGAAGUGGAUGACACGGGAUCUCUAAUGAGAGAGUAUUUCUCUGAAAUGGCUCGAGAGAGGAGGGCCAGACGCGAGAGGGAGGAAGUGGAAGAGAGGAACAGGAGAGAAGAAGAAGUCAGGGCCGAGAAAGAGCGGAAAAGAAUGCAGAGAGAGGAGGAGAGACGGCUUAGAGAAGCAGAUCGUGACGCACGACUCCUGAGAAUAAUCCGAGGCAAGAUGUUGGAAGAUGUUGGGGGAAGACAGGAGACUCAAGGACGUCGGGGUAAAGGAGCAGCGAAAGUAUAUAUCGAGUAUACUGAACGUGAAUUAUGGUCGAGAUGGCGAGAGAACUACUGCGGUGGAGAGGGUAAAGGGAAAAAGCGGAAGAGGAAGUUGUACAACUGGAUGGGAAAAAUUGGGGUGCACAAGUAUGUGGCGAUCCCGGUUUUUACGAGUACGGACAGGAAGGAGCUGGAGGCGGUAGAGUCCACAUUGAUUAGGAUAUGGUCACCUGCUUUAAACUCAACAGGAGGAGGGGAGAAGAAGGGCGGGAAGAAGAGUAAAAAGAGGCCUGGAAGGAAGGAACAUCAUCGAGGACGGCGACAGGAAGAAUGCGACAAGGGUAAGAAGAAAUCAGCGAACCUGGGAAAAAUCAUAGAAUUUAACUCAAAGGAGCUGGGCAACGGAACUGUCAAUGUCGUAGAACUACUUAGAACGCUAGGCAAGAAGCGGGGUAAGAAAGGGGACAGGGUGAUCGUUAGCUCGGGAGGCGAUACUUGGGCGGACGGAUGGCGGUUGGUUCAAAGGCUUUUCGGUGAGACGAGGGUAAAAUGGGGGCGGGGGACUCGACCUCUGAGAAAGUGUAAGAACGUAUUCAAAGCAGGUGGUUUGAUCACUUUGCGACGAAUUACUGAGGCCUCGCCUAUGAACUUGAAGUUGAGGGACGAUAUGGUGAGCAUGUUCAAAUGCCCCUGGAAGAACAAGAACCUAAGGAAUUUGAGUCUGACCGAUCUGCUGAAGUAUUACGGGGCUAUGAAGACCUUCACGACUAAAAGGAGCAGGGGAAAGGCUAGGUUGAUGAUCUCGCAGGCGAUUAAAGAAGCGCAUGGUAUGAGUGUUCGGAAGCGAGUAGUGGUAAGGAUUAGAUUUGAUGACAGGAUAAAGAAGAGCGAAGUUACGAGGCUGAUUGUGGUAACACUUGAAGACACGGUGCAAUGUUUUGCAAAGUUGGAAGUGGAGGAUGAGCGAGGAGUGAGGUUGGACGAGGUACUGAGAGUCAAAGAGAAGCUGAAGGGGUUGGUGUUGGCGCCGCUGGACAGGAACCCCGGCUAUACGCUGGUGCAGUGCCCUGCCCUGUAUGCGAAAGGGAUGGAGGAGACCUUUUUUGAGAACGAUAGCUACAGGGUUUGUGAAGAAGACGAAGUGACAGAACUCGGAGUGGCCUUUUGUGAGUAUAAAAAGAAGGGUCUGGAGCCCCAUGGAAGAUGGAACGGGAACGGAAGGAUUGGUGAUGCUUACGCACUUCCGAAACACGGAUACGGAUCGAGGGCGGAGGGAAACAUAUUGCGAGAAAGGCUUUGGGCAUACCUCUUGGGCUGCCAACUUGCUGCAGCGGUUCUGGUGGCCAACGAUGAUGAAAGAUGUACAGUUGUACGUGGAAACUUGUCAAAAAGGUUUACAGUCGAAGAGCGUUGCAGGCGUGGUAAGGAUGCUUGGGGCGGCAAAAGACAGGGACGGGAUGUUGGGGAGGGCCGUGGUGGGGAAAAUGAACGGGUUCUUCUUCGUCCAAGAACAGAGAUGGAGGAAAGGGGAGUAAGAGGGGUAACGGAUGGAGACAAAACCAAGGGAGGUAGGAGUGGUGAAGACAGGGGUGGUAGAGUAGUCGGAAGGUGGGUAACAGACGGCGAUAAAACCAGGGGAAAUAAAGGCGGUGAAGACGGGGGGGAUGAGGUCAGGGGUGGUGAAGUGGUUGAAGCAGAGACAGGGGGGGCAGUCGUAGGUAGACCCGAAGAGGGGACUCUGCAGGUGGUAAUGCAGGCAUGGCCACAGAUGCCAUGGAGGAACGCACCGAGACCAAGGGCAACACAAGAGAUGCGGUGGUCACGGAUGCCAUGGAGGAACACACCGAGACCAAAGGGCGACACAACGGUUGCGAUGGCCACGGAUGCCAUGGAGGAACACACCGAGACCAAGGGCAACACAGCAGGUGCGGGUCGAGUUGCUCCCGCGGAAUCAAUCGUAGAAGCAACCAAGGCCGAUGAGGAAGAGGCUGCGAACCGAAAAGGGGCAGCCAGGGUCACAAACGGCAUGGUAGGGGUUACUAAGACUGAUGAGGACGCAGGUGCGGCCGACGCAGGUAAUGAAGAAGAGGUUAUGAUAGGUGUGACAGGCGCCGAUAAUGAAGGAGGGGUUGUGACAGGCGUAGUCCGAGGACAGUGUGUAGAUACCCGAGAAAGCGGGUGAUGAAUAGACCAUCGAAGCAUGUUGCGGAACCAGCAGGAGAGGCGGGUCACAUGCGCAGGGKACCUGUGUUGAUGUUUWCGAAUAUAGGAAGUCCAUCCUUUCGCAAGCGUUGUUGGAGAGUGCCCGCGAAAAAGCAUGCGGCGUGUGAGCAUCGCUGCUGCAGUUUUGAAAUCAUACCAGUUGUUGCAGACAUACUCAAACCUAGUAAGCUGGCCUGUAAACACUCCCGCCRGCUGGUGUGCAGGGACGUUAGAUGUAGCACUAGGAUAACGAAUAACAGGGAAAUUCCAUUCAGCUGCUUUGUCAAAGACACUCAUACGCAGGGAGUCGUCAGGGCGGACUAGGAGGCGUGCACUCAAGAAUGUGCAAGAGCCAUCAGGCGCUGUGGUCUUCUUCCAUUCGAGGCCAUAGUGCUCUGACGGUGGUGGCAGAUGUCCCCAUGAGAGAACAUCAUCGAUCAAGCGGUAUGUGAACGCAUACCGUUGAGCUAUGCGAAGAUCACGCCGCUGGAGGUCAUCAACAAAUCGAGCCUCAUCCC
This is a messenger RNA of Chara braunii, 8934 nucleotides long. NCBI's taxonomy places the organism in Eukaryota, Viridiplantae, Streptophyta, Charophyceae, Charales, Characeae. The record is from the annotation of a GenBank genome assembly.